CGAUUAGUGAUUUGAUUUGUUUCUGGAGCCAUAGAUUUCUACAGCGGGGUGGAGUCUUGGAUGCUUGCACCUUGACAACCAGGCAGUUGAAUGGUGCAAAACCAAUUCCGGGACAGCAUCUUACUUGUACCGGCUUUUCCCAUACCUGCCUCUCGGGUCUCGAACAAGGCAUGCGGCGUCUGCAGUGUUACUCACUGUAUUUUUGAAAUUCACAACCAUUCAAAGACUUGUGGACUAAGGGUUGGCAUGGGUCAGCAGCAUGUGGCAAACAACCAACCAAAAACGCAUACGGUACGAAGGCCUGGAGAAAAAAAAAAAAAACAGAGAGUUAAAGGAAGCAUCCAAGGCAUCGUAGAGGUAGGUAAAACUCGCGGUAACCACAUUGCAAUGCAACCCUUGUCCAAAGACGGCAACCCCAGAUUUCAUUCCAUUCUCGGUAUUUAAACCCAUGGUUCAAACAAACCUGACUCGGGACUACUCAUGUGCCCCUAAUAUUGCAGCUUACUUUUGGUAGGUUAAAUACGCAGUGCAACUACGACAACUUGCACAUUUGGCAGCUUAAUGUUCUCUCAUCAUCGAUCGAGAUUUGGAAAUUAUAUGAAAAGAAAGAGCAGAAGAAAAGUUGACAAGCGAUCCUGUUGUUUGACUACCUGAUCUGUUCCAGUGGUUCGAUACCUAGCCUUAAGGCAACACGCAGAGCAGCGAGCUAGCAAGCAUUAGGGGGCCCCCUUUGGCCAGCGCUUGCUGCGGGGCAGUACAGCUAUCACCAACCGAAUGGUUUCUUGUACCUAGGUACCUACGCACCUAAAAACCUACCUUUACCGACUUGCCUGCCGCCUGGAUUCUCUUUACCUUGCCGGGUAUUGGGAUUGGAUCUCAUCUCAACCACCUGCAAACUGUCUGAACCUACCUACCUACCUACCUACCUACGUGUUUGUUGGCUGACCACUCUUUGUGUGUGGGUUGUGUGUGCUACUACCAACAGUUAGCCAACAGACAGAACGGCCAGACAGGCAGUCAGACACCUCACAAACCACAGCCUACAUAGUCAACCCCAUGCCCCUUGACAGCUUCGCAGACGGUCUGAAAGGAUACUAGCCCACCAGGUUCUGACCUGCCUUUUUUUUCUUCUUUUUUUUUCUCUCUCUUUUUACGCUCUCCGCCACAAUCCAGCAGCUAUAUCCAGGGAAGCAGCAGCUGGCAGAAAGGGCAGAGAUAGGAUAAAGCAUAAAUCGUUGGGGAGCCGCUUUUGCUCUUGUUUUUCAGCUCAACGUCUUCGGAGCAGUGGGCCAUUUUUUGCUGUCUAACUCGUUAUUCGACCUAUUUACCACUCACGCACUAGGUACCGACCUAAGUAAGGUGUGCUGGGCUACCUUUCUUCAUUCCGCCCAUUCUGUCAUACUACUCUACUUGGCCCACCCACACGGACGCAAAGCCGGGCAGAAAGUAUAUGCGAGCCAUCAGUAGAUUUACGCGCACGACUAACAAGGCGCUCUUCAACAACCUUUUUGGAACUUCUUCUCUUCCCGCCAAAAAAGAAACCAAAUACUCACUGUUUGGUUCGAAUUCAUCCAAUUCGAGUUUUAAGAGCAGCAACUUUGGGGGUACGUGGGAGUUCGAGUGAUCGAGUCUCUGUCUGGGAGCGAGAGAGCGGUGGGUGAAAAUGGCGGUGGCAUCAGAGGACUCAUUACCGACGCUCAAGGUAUUGCUGGUUGGGUCGUCAAACGUCGGAAAGUCUGCCUUACUCACGAGGUACUGCCACGACAAGUUCGAGCCAGAAGAUGCAGCAGCAACAAUUGGAAUUGACUACAAGCGGAAAAGGCUAGCUGUCUAUGGAAAAGCAUACCAGCUCAAUCUGUUUGAUACUGCUGGCCAGGAACGAUUUCGAACCUUAUCGACAAGCUACUACAGGGGGGCACACGGGGUAAUAAUUGCAUAUGACAUCUCGAAUAGGAGGUCAUUCGCGGAGCUAGGGAGAUGGUUUGACGAGGUCAAGUCAAACACCGUGGCUGAGAUUGCGCUGUUCCUGGUGGGCACGAAGCUCGACAUUGCCCCAACAAAUAGGGCCGUGUCAUACGAGGAAGGUCUCGCCUUGGCGCAGGCCAAUGGAGCGCAGUUCUGCGAGGCCAGUUCCAAGACGCGAGAGAACGUACGAAAACCGUUCGUCGACAUUGUCAACCGCAUCGUACAGGAGCCGGUACUGCUGAAGAAAGUCAACGCAUCCCGCAACAGUUUGGGCACCGUAAAGGUCAAUAAGGCAAGCGCCGAAGAUGCCUCGUGGCUAUCCUGUGCGUGUUGAUAUAAACCACGAGUCGCAAGAGAGGGAGAACAGAAUGGGGGCAAACAUGGAGGGAGGCAGCGUUAGCCAGUUGCUUAAUCCCAACAGCCUUGUAAUGUGUAUUUCCAACAAAGACUGCAGGAGCGUCACGGAAAGGUGAAAAUGUUGGUUCUAUUCUUAAUUUUCUUUCUCUCUUUUAUUUGCCAGGUACUGUCAUGGGAUGAUAGAGAUGCGCACCUGAACGCAUGAUACCCGGGCUCUUUUUGGCUUUAUUUUUAUUUUUAUUUUAUUUUUGGAUCCCGUCAACGGAGAGAGGGUCUAUCUUUUUCGACAGUAUUGUUUUCGUUGUAAAACCCCCUUCCAGGAGCCCAUCCCAGCUCAUGUUUGCCAGAGGCAUUCGGUAGUAUUAAUGGUACAAUUGUUACAUUUAUA
This is a messenger RNA of Pyricularia oryzae 70-15, 2710 nucleotides long. Its product is annotated as rab protein. The transcript is spliced from 6 exons. The record is from RefSeq and is a predicted model, not a curated record. Gene Ontology annotation, molecular function: GTPase activity; GTP binding. Bases 1664 to 2299 code for a protein of 211 amino acids. Lineage: Eukaryota; Fungi; Ascomycota; Sordariomycetes; Magnaporthales; Pyriculariaceae.